AUGACACAAAAUUUUAAUUUUAUUAUUAGAUCUGGUGGUCAAAGUGGUGUUGAUAUAGGAACUUUAGAUGCUGCCAAAGAUUUUAAUAAUCUUAAAAAAGAUUUAAAUGAACAUAAUAAAAUCAUUGAUAUUACUGGAUGGUGUCCAAAAGGAAGGAAAUCAGAAAAUGGACCAAUUCCUACAGAUUAUCCUCUUAAAGAAACCAAAACAGCUGAAUAUUCUGAAAGAACAGAAUUAAAUAUUAAAGAUUCAGAAGCAACAUUAAUUUUACUUUUGGAAAAAAAUAAUGCAGAUAAAGGAACUCAAUAUACAAUAGAUAAAGCUAAAGAAUAUCAAAAACCUUUCAAAAUAAUCAUUCUUAAUGAAAAUUUACAAGAAAAUAUUCAACAAGUAGUUAAUUGGUUAAAUGGAUCACAACAAAUAAAUCAUUUAAACGUGGGUGGACCACGGGAAAGCAAUGCCAAAGGAAUUUAUGCUAAAGCAUAUGAAUUUAUUUUUGAAUUAUUAAAUGAAAUUAAAUGUAGUAAAAAGUUAAAUAAAUGGUGUGAUUCAUUUAAUUUCGAUCAUGAUGAUGCGGAAAAUAAAACUGCUCUUGAAAUCAAAUCAAAAUUUGAAGCAUCUGAUGCAAAAAUUCCAGAUUUACCAGAAAUUUCACAGGCUCAUUCUGGAGCUAUAUACACCAGUAGACUUCUUAAUUUUAGAAACAUUUCAGGACCAUUAAAUUCGAAAAUAAAUCAAUCAACUUCAGAUUCGAAACAAAUAAAUCUUUUUAUUUCCGAAGAUAAAUUCUUUGGUGACGAUUAA
Messenger RNA from Cetraspora pellucida, 804 nucleotides. The record is from the annotation of a GenBank genome assembly. Lineage: Eukaryota; Fungi; Glomeromycota; Glomeromycetes; Diversisporales; Gigasporaceae.